AUAAGAGGCAUGUAUUGAGUGUUGUCUGUGAAGUAGUGCUCGCGUUUGCAUUGCCUGUAGUCUCGCAUCUCAUAUGUUUGGUUUGGUUUUGUCUAACACUUUAACAUUCAUUUGGCAUUAAAACAAAAAUCACACUUCAAUUGUAUACUUGUGUGCCAUUGAGUGUACGGUUUCGCCACAUCAUUGUCUCCAUACGACUCAAGUGUUGUCCUUACGAUUUGAGGGAUCCGUUGAAGUGAUGCAAAGCGAGCAAAACGGCGCCAAUGGAUGCCAUCUGAACGGCAACUCCAACGGCAUUCACGCCAAGAAUCACAGCAAAGCGUGUGUAGUAUUGGGCGCCCAAUGGGGUGAUGAGGGGAAGGGCAAAGUGGUUGACCUCCUGGCCAUCGAUUCCCAUAUUGUCUGCAGAUGUCAGGGAGGCAAUAACGCGGGUCACACAGUGGUGGUCGGGAACACGGAGUUUGACUUUCAUUUGUUGCCGAGCGGUAUAAUCAACAACAACUGUACGGCAGUGGUUGGCAAUGGAGUUGUCAUCCAUUUGUCGCAAUUCUUUGACGAGAUCCGCAAGAAUGAGGGCAAAGGUCUGUCAAAUUGGAAGAAACGGCUCCUCGUCUCAGACAGGGCUCACUUAGGUAUG
Messenger RNA from Medioppia subpectinata, 637 nucleotides. NCBI's taxonomy places the organism in Eukaryota, Metazoa, Arthropoda, Arachnida, Sarcoptiformes, Oppiidae. The record is from the annotation of a GenBank genome assembly.